CCUCGUUUUCAUGUAAUCAUGGAAUCCAAAGUCUCUCUUUCUAUGUCAACUUUUAUUUUGCUGGUUUUUUACAGUCCUUUUAUUGCAUCCUAAUGGAUUUACAUGGCAGCAAGACAAGAACCUCAAAACGUGGGAAUGUGUAAUAAAAGCACAAAACAACAAAACAAAACAGAAAACCCAGAAACAGAAGGGUCUUUCUCUAGUCUCUCCUCCUUCCUUGCAAUCUCUAAAAAUUCAAUCUUUAAUGCAAGAAUCACACAAUACCCAAGAUUUUUAUAGGCUUUAAUUUAGUGAUCAGUACAGCCUGAGUGUGUAAUCGCUUUCUCUUUUCAGUCCCUCUUUCUAGCUAGCUACCUAGUGUGUUUUAUGUGCUGUGUUGUUUCAGCAACACUGCCUAUAGCUUCUUAGGUUUACAGCAGCUGUUGUGCCUAUAAGUAUACCCCUUCUUGUAGUAUCACACAACCUGUCUUGGCUGGUUUGUUGGUUGGUUUUUAUCUUUACUCUAUUGCUUCCCUUGUAAAUUUCUACAUUUAAUACUUUUUUAGAAACCCCCCACAAAACCCAGAAAAAAUAAAAAAUAAAAAAUAAAUUGAAGCUCAGCUGUGUUCUCUCCAAAUGGCCUUACUUAAAUGCGUAUAAUUAAGUACAAUUCUAGCUGUUGCUCUUUUUAUAAAACAAAUUCUUUGGUUUAAAUUUGGCUUCUUUUUUAGAACGUUUGGUUUUUUUUUAUUUUGCUUUGUGGGUUUUGUUUAAUCACCGAAACCGGUGUUAUUAAGAUUGCUUUUAUUAUUCUUUUUUUGGAUUGUGUUACAGAGGCAAAGGAAAGACUGCUGCUUUUGCUGCUACAUUACAAGCAUGGCACACAAUAGAGAAUGAGAGUAGCAGUAGAUGUGGCUAGAACAACAAACAACACUAGUUUUCUUGUUUUUUUGACCUAGCUAUAGCAGCCAGUACUCGUGUUUGAUGCUCGUGCGCUUGCAAAAUAAAGUAAAUAUUGAAACUUUAUCACUCACGUUAUCCAGAUCUCGAGACCCUUUUAACCAUUGGGGAUAUUGACAUUUGUUGCAAAUUCAUUAAUUCGUGUGGUUCAAUUUUAGUGUCAGUGUGUGGCAGUGGCACCUUUCCUUCAUCCGCCAUUUUCUUUUAUAAGCCAACCAUUUGAGUUUGGAAUUGUGUUUCAAUGCAUAGCACUUGAAAGUUCUCAAGGGUGUGAAUGUUGACUCUUGCGAUGUUAUACAAGCCAUAAUCAAAGGAGGGGUCGGUGAUUAAUAGUGGUUUUUGUAGUGUAGAUGUUGGUUCCUUUGCAUGGAAACCAAGGUACCAGUUAGUAAGAGCUUUGGUCCUCGUUUAUUUCAUUUGUUUAUUGUUUUUAUUUCCGGAGUUUAGGUGUCUUAAUUUAUAUUUAUUAUAUAUAUCUUGCCUUGGGAUCUAUCUUAUAUUGGUGGUUUAGAACAUGCUUAUCAAUAGCCUGUCACUUUGUAUUGGUGCUGAUGUUAGAAGUUGGUUCCUAGUACUUGCCCGUGUAUUUGAAUUGAUUAUUCAGUAGAGUGUCUUGCUGCAAAUUAUAUUAUUUUGAAUAUCUUACAGAGCGAAACCCGGUCCGUUAAUUGUGGCAAUUUGUGGGUUUAUAUAGGGGGUUGUUAGUACUUGAUAUGGUUACUAGAGAAGGGAGUGUUGAGGACAGUGGUUUUGAUGUGGAAUAUUGGUCCUAAGCACUUGAAAAGAUGCUGAGUUCUGAUGAAGGAGAGAGUGAUCUGUUCUUUGAUUCUGUAGAUUACUUGGAAUUGGGGUGUGAUAAGUUAGAGUAUGAUAUUUGGUUGAAUGAGCCACAGAGUGUUAAGGAGAGACGCCAAGGUUUCUUACGCGGAAUGGGUCUAGGUGGGUUUGCUUCCAACAUUGAUGAGAAUCUUGGUUUGGAGAGGAUCACUGAAUGCAGCGAGGCUGUAUCAAGUUCUUUAGUUUCAUGUACAAAUGUUGAAGAGGUAAAUUUGGUUAGUUAUAGUGCUGGUAGAGAAGAAAAUUCUGAAGCCAAUUGCAUGGUUGAUGAAAUCCUUCCUUUCUCGAUGGAUAAACCGGGUGCAGCUUCUGAAAACGAGAACAUUGGACCUUCAGUCCAUUUGCGGCAAGGAUGUGAACAAUGUGAAGAUGAAAAAUGUAAAAAGUUUGAUUCAGAAAAAAGUAAAACGAAGAGCUGGUGGAAACUCUUUGUAAGAAAGAGGAAGGAAAGAGGAGGUAGAUGUGCAUCUGGGGUAUCCAAGUUGGAUACCAAAGCACCAAAAACAAACAGAACGAAGGUGAAGCAGAACAAAAAAGGGUGCAUGGAGUUUUCAGGGGUAUAUAUGGGACAAGAAAUUCAAGCUCACAAGGGCUUCAUUUGGACAAUGAAGUUUAGUCCAGAUGGGCAGUAUUUGGCAACUGGGGGCGAAGACAGGAUUAUCCGCAUUUGGCGUGUUACUUCAGUGGAUUCAUCGUGCAAAUCUUUCUCAUCUGAAGGACAUUCUGACAGCAAUCUGAAAGAAGGCAAAUCUAGUUUGAGAACAAAGAAGAGAAUGCAUUCAUCUGUUGUCAUUCCUGAGAAGGUUUUCCAGAUUGAAGAGACACCAUUGCAAGAAUUUCAUGGUCAUACCAGUGAAAUUUUAGACCUGGCAUGGUCCGAUUCAAAUCACCUUCUUUCGUCUUCCAUGGAUAAAACUGUUCGUUUGUGGCUAGUGGGUUGCAAUUAUUGUCUGGGCAUUUUUCACCACAGUAGUUAUGUAACAUGCAUUCAGUUCAAUCCUGUUGAUGAGAACUAUUUCAUUAGUGGCUCCAUCGAUGGAAAAGUUAGAGUUUGGGGAGUGUCUGAGAAGCGGGUUGUUCACUGGGCCGAUGUACGAGAUGUAAUAUCUGCCAUAUGUUACCAGCCAGAUGGGAGAGGGUUUGUGGUUGGUACUAUUAUUGGCAGUUGCCGUUUCUACGAAGUAUCAGGCACUGAUCUCCAGCUUGAGGCAGAAAUACAUAUUCAAGGCAGAAAUAGAAACUCUGGCAACAGAAUUACUGGCAUUCAGUUUUCCCAGGAAAUAUGUCCAAGGGUUAUGAUCACCUCUGAAGAUUCUAAAGUUCGUGUAUUUGAUGGGGUUGACGUUGUCAAUAAAUUUAAAGGUCUUCCAAAGUCAGGAAGUCAGAUGUCGGCUUCGUUUACUUCAAAGGGGAGACAUAUAAUCUCGGUUGGAGAGGACUGUCGUGUUUAUGUAUGGAAUUAUGAUGGCUUGUGCACCCCAUGGUCUAAACACACAAAAUCUGUGAGGUCCUGCGAGUAUUUCUUCUCUGAAGGUGUGUCUGUUGCUGUGCCUUGGUCAGGCCCGGGAACUGAAUUGAGAGGCCUGAGCAGUAGAAGUCUCCGGAGUUAUGUGCAAACAGAGGGGGAUGCUUCCUGGAUGAGGGACUCGGACCGUUUUUCUCUUGGCAGUUGGUUCUUCAUGGAUGGCCGAUGCAGGUGGGGCUCUGCGACAUGGCCUGAGGAGAAACUUCCUACGUGGGAUGUGCCAGUUUUAGAAGAUGAAUAUCAAAACCAGCAAACUGAGGACCUUCAUCAACAGCAUUGCGUUAACACCAAUGACCAGAUCUCCUUACCAGAUGCAUGGGGCCUCGUGAUUGUGACUGCAGGAUGGGAUGGAAAAAUCAAAACUUUCCACAACUAUGGAUUGCCUAUCAAGCUCAAAUAGAUUCAAGCGAUCUUCCUGGUCUCGCUAAUGAAGUUGACUCAAGUCUUCUGUUGUGAGAUGACACAUGGUGUCAUCCAAAUUUGUGGCACCUUGUGGUUCAGCCAGGAUGGUGUUAGCUUGCAAGCCAAUGAUCGUGAUUCGCAGCUUUAAAUACGAGCCCUACAUCUACUGUAAAUGUUUUUUAGUCUAGUUCUUGUACUUGGCCCUUUUCUUGGUAGAAUAUCCUCAAAUCAGUGGCAGAAAGUCUCUUGACAUGCUUUGUAAUUACUUUCAUGGCUUAUGCGGUCAUGCUCUGAGUCAGGCCACCGGUUCCCCACGUAUAUAUGGAAUGACAAAGAAAUACAGUCAUUUUUUUUUAUUUA
This is a messenger RNA of Populus trichocarpa (black cottonwood), 4063 nucleotides long. RefSeq lists its product as uncharacterized. The record is from RefSeq and is a predicted model, not a curated record. Gene Ontology annotation, molecular function: protein binding. The coding region runs from base 1725 to 3701 and encodes 658 amino acids. Lineage: Eukaryota; Viridiplantae; Streptophyta; Magnoliopsida; Malpighiales; Salicaceae. The transcript is spliced from 7 exons.